Molecule: messenger RNA, 1478 nt
Organism: Megalops cyprinoides (Indo-Pacific tarpon)
Lineage: Eukaryota; Metazoa; Chordata; Actinopteri; Elopiformes; Megalopidae
Product: CCN family member 1-like
Exons: 5
Coding region: 31-1122 (363 amino acids)
Biological process (GO): signal transduction
Cellular component (GO): extracellular region
Molecular function (GO): protein binding
Source: RefSeq, a predicted model, not a curated record
UGUGUUUUUGAAACGGGAAAAAGCGCGACGAUGGAGAUGUUCUUAUUAGUCCUUUCCAUGGGAAGCCUCAGCUUGGCGUUUCCCUCGUGCCCGUCAGAGUGCGCGUGCCCGCGGGAGGCGCCGAGGUGCGCGCCCGGGGUGAGCCUCGCGCUGGACGGAUGCGGCUGCUGCAAGGUUUGCGCGAGACAGCUGAACGAGGACUGCAGCCUGGCGCAGCCAUGCGACCACGGCAAGGGGCUGCAGUGCAACUUCGGGGCCAGCAGGGGCGCGUCGAAGGGCAUCUGCCGGGCCAAAUCAGAAGGAAGACCCUGUGAGUACAACAGCAAAAUUUACCAAAACGGCGAAACCUUCCAGCCGAACUGCAAGCACCAGUGCACCUGCAUGGACGGAGCUGUGGGCUGCAGCACACUGUGUCCGCAGGAGCUCUCACUGCCCCGGCGCGGGUGUGCCCACCCCCGGCUGCUCAAGGUCCCCGGACGCUGCUGUGAGGAGUGGCACUGCGACGACGCCACCCACAAACCCCUCAGCAAGGACAGCAGCAUAGCCUCUGAGAACGACCUCACCAAGAGACACCUGCUCACCGACCUGGCCAAAGCGCCACUCAAGUCUCUGCCUGCUUUUGGAGUCCCGGCUGAGAGCCGGAUGUUUGAAAGGCAGAAGUGUGCUGUUCAGACGACCGCCUGGUCGCAGUGCUCCAGGACCUGUGGGAUUGGCGUCUCCACCAGAGUCUCCAACGACAACGAAGACUGCAGAGUGGUGAGGGAGACACGUCUGUGCCAGGUGCACUCCUGCGCCCCGCCCACAGCUGCCAGCACAAAGAAGGGCGGGAGAUGCAGCCGCCCCACUCGGGCCCCCCGGGCCGAGACCCUCCGCUACGCCGGCUGCUCCAGCAUCAGCCAGCUCCGGCUCCGGCUGUGCGGCACCUGUGCAGACGGCCGGUGCUGCAGCCCGCUGCGGACCCGCACAGUUCCGGUCCGGUUCCGUUGUGAGGAUGGUGAGAUCGUGAAGAAGAACGUGAUGUUGAUCCAGUCCUGCAAGUGCACGUUGGACUGCCCCCACGCCAGCGAAGCCUCCUACCCCCGGUACCCGCUGCUCAACGAUAUCCGCAAGCUCAGAGACUGAGGGGACGCCUGCAGCCGACUGGCUGCUCCGGGGCUCACGGACACGGAGACUAAUACGAAAUGCACUGUACUGCUGGAAGUGAUUUCAGCAUCAUUUCCUGUUCCAAAGGAAUCGCUUCAUAAUACUGGAGCAUUACUGACAGCUUCGUUAUGGAGCAAUAUGUUAUUUAAUUUGUAGAACGAGUUAAUAUUGACCUGUUUGUAUGUUAUGAUACAAACCUAAGACAAGGCCGCUGUCACCUGGUUCAGUAAACCCUGGUCUCAGUCUUUCCUGAUGUACAAACCCUGGUCUCAGUCUUUCUUGAUGUACAGACCCUGGUCUCAGUCUUUCCUGAUGUGCAAAGAAAUUUUCAUGUC